AUGUCGCAGCAAGCUACCAACACCAACACCAACACCACUUCCACUUCCGCUCCUACCCAGACUUCCGGGCACGCCGCGUCGGACGGCCACGAGCACCACCACUCUCACGGACAUGGCGGUGGCAACGUCAGUGGCGAGAUUGCACCGGGUACAGGAUCGCAUCACCAGGGUCACCAUCAUCGCGAGGGCCCGCACCGUGGACACGAGGCCAAGUCGUAG
Molecule: messenger RNA, 219 nt
Organism: Cutaneotrichosporon cavernicola
Lineage: Eukaryota; Fungi; Basidiomycota; Tremellomycetes; Trichosporonales; Trichosporonaceae
Exons: 2
Coding region: 1-219 (72 amino acids)
Source: RefSeq, a predicted model, not a curated record